AUGGAAAAAUCCAAAAAUUUCCGCAUCGACGCGCUGCUGGCCGUGGACCCCCCGCGAGCGGCCUCGGCGCAGACCGCGCCGCUGGCCCUGGUCACGUCGCUCGCGGCCGCCGCAGCUGGCCCCGGGGGCGGCGGCGGCGGCGGCGGCGGCGGGGCGAGCGGCGGGGCGAGCGGCGGCUGCAGCCCCGCGUCCUCGGAGCCGCCCGCGGCGCCCGCCGACCGCCUGCGCGCCGAGAGCCCGUCGCCGCCGCGCCUGCUGGCCGCGCACUGCGCGCUGCUGCCCAAACCGGGCUUCCUGGGCGCCGGCGGCGCGGGCGGCGGGGCGGGCGGAGGCGGAGGCGGGCCCGGGGGGCCCCACCACCACGCGCACCCCGGCGCCGCCGCCGCCGCUGCCGCCGCCGCCGCCGCCGCCGCCGCUGCCGCGGGGGGUCUGGCGCUGGGGCUGCACCCUGGGGGCGCGCAGGGCGGCGCGGGCCUCCCGGCGCAGGCGGCGCUCUACGGCCACCCGGUCUACGGCUACUCGGCGGCGGCGGCGGCGGCUGCGCUGGCCGGGCAGCACCCGGCGCUCUCCUACUCGUACCCGCAGGUGCAGGGCGCGCACCCCGCGCACCCCGCCGACCCCAUCAAGCUGGGCGCCGGCACCUUUCAGUUGGACCAGUGGCUGCGGGCGUCCACCGCGGGCAUGAUCCUGCCCAAGAUGCCCGACUUUAACUCCCAGGCGCAGUCCAACCUCCUGGGGAAGUGCCGCCGGCCACGCACCGCCUUCACCAGCCAGCAGCUGCUCGAGCUGGAGCACCAGUUCAAGCUCAACAAGUACCUGUCGCGGCCCAAACGCUUCGAGGUGGCCACCUCCCUGAUGCUCACCGAGACCCAGGUGAAGAUCUGGUUCCAGAACCGGCGGAUGAAGUGGAAGCGCAGCAAAAAGGCCAAAGAGCAGGCAGUGCAGGAGGCCGAGAAGCAGAAGGGCGGCGCGGGCGCGGGCAAAGGCGGCGGCGCUGAGGACCCGGGGGACGAGGAGCUACUGGGGCCACCGGCGUCCGGGGACAAGGGCAGCGGACGCCGCCUGCGGGACUUGAGGGACAGUGACCCCGAGGAGGAAGACGACGACGACGACGAGGACCAUUUCCCCUACAGCAACGGCGCUAGCACGCACGCCGCCUCCUCUGACUGCUCCUCCGGGGCCGACUCGCCUCCCCCGCGGUCCGGCGGGCCCGGCCACCAGCCCCCGCCCCAGUAGGGGCCCCGCGGCCGGCGGGUGGCGGUACGGCCUGGAUGCUGCGAGCCCUCCCAUGCCCCCCGGGUCCGCCCCCCAGGCCCGCGAGCGGAGGCGGCCCGGUCCCGGGGGGCUGCCCUUGUGGGCCCCAGCAGCUGUCUGCUCCUCAAGGGACGGAAAGAGGGAGGCCCAGCAGGUUCAAACUUGAACUCUGGUUCUUUUUAAUUUAAUUUGGUUUGCGUUGCGGGGAGGUGUUUCUGAG
Messenger RNA from Balaenoptera musculus (blue whale), 1474 nucleotides. RefSeq names its product motor neuron and pancreas homeobox 1 (gene MNX1). The transcript has 3 exons. Gene Ontology annotation, molecular function: sequence-specific double-stranded DNA binding; DNA-binding transcription factor activity, RNA polymerase II-specific. The record is from RefSeq and is a predicted model, not a curated record. Gene Ontology annotation, cellular component: nucleus. Gene Ontology annotation, biological process: regulation of DNA-templated transcription; spinal cord motor neuron cell fate specification; endocrine pancreas development. NCBI's taxonomy places the organism in Eukaryota, Metazoa, Chordata, Mammalia, Artiodactyla, Balaenopteridae. Bases 1 to 1236 code for a protein of 411 amino acids.